Molecule: messenger RNA, 2152 nt
Organism: Daucus carota subsp. sativus
Lineage: Eukaryota; Viridiplantae; Streptophyta; Magnoliopsida; Apiales; Apiaceae
Exons: 2
Coding region: 285-1961 (558 amino acids)
Biological process (GO): sesquiterpene biosynthetic process
Molecular function (GO): cyclase activity
Source: RefSeq, a predicted model, not a curated record
GGUUUUAGUCGUCCUUGACUAGUUUCCGCAGACCUUUCUUCCAUCUUCUCCGUUGACUUUUCCCGAAUACAAUAACACAAACACGGUAGUGACAGAGAAUAAUAGUUGGCGGGGCUGUCUUAUUAUUAUUAACGCCAUGGACACGAUUGCUUCCUUUUCAUUUUAAAUAUUUUGAUUAAAUUUACGACUACCCCUUUGCUUUUCCUCCACCAACUGGGGACCUUCAACACAUUCAUUUCCGAUCUCUUUAACAGAUUGCGAGGAAAAAGUUAAGGGAUAGUAGAAUGGCUUCAACUGAUAAUGGUGAAAAUGUUGGAGGAGCGGAUGAAGCUAAUGGUGUUAAAGUUAAGAGGGUUGUUAAUCUACAAAUUGCAGCAUCUAGAAGAGAGCUUCUUAGUACUGAUGACCCUCCUAGUCUCUCGGACGGUAGCUUAAGUGCACAUGCCAACAAAAUGAAUUUCUUCUCCACCUUUGGUGCUUUACAGUCGCCGUCUCUCAAAUUUCAGAGGCUUGUAACACAGCGAGAUGAAAUUUCACGUACUGUCCCUUGUUCUAGAAGUCGUAAUGUUAGAGAACGUUUAAGUAGAGUUUUUAGUAAGAAAAUUGAAUGGAACAGCCUUAAGAAAAUCUGCAAAGAAUGGAUAAGGAAUCCGAUGAAUAUGGUUCUGUUGUUGUGGAUAAUUUGUGUUGCUGUCUCGGGUGCAAUUUUGUUUUUUGUCAUGACUGGAAUGUUAAACAGCGCCCUGCCUAAAAAAACCCAAAGGAAUGCUUGGUUUGAAGUUAAUAACCAGAUCCUCAAUGCAUUGUUCACCCUCAUGUGUCUCUACCAACAUCCACAACGACUAUACCACCUUGUACUUCUCUUUAGAUGGAGGUCAGAAGAUAUUUCCAGACUGAGGAAGGUUUACAGCAAGGAUGGUACUUAUAAACCAAAUGAAUGGGUGCAUAUGAUGGUUGUUAUAUUUCUGCUCAAUCUUAAUUGUUUUGCGCAAUAUGCCUUGUGUGGUCUUAAUGUGGGAUACAAGAGAUCAGAACGACCUGCCCUAGGGGUUGGAAUAACUAUUUCCUUUGCAAUUGGUUGCCCUGCAAUUGCUGGUAUUUACUCCAUCGUUAGCCCCCUUGGAAAGGACUACCAUUUAGAAUUGGAUGAAGAAGCUCAGCAACUUCAGAACAAUACUUCCGACAGUAGUGCAAGCCAGCUGAGAUCAAAAACAUUAGAAAAGAUACGAUCAUUUGCACCUAGAGCUCUCGAAGAAAGACCUCAGUGGAGUGGCGGUAUAUUUGAUAUUUGGGAAGAUAUUUCUGUUGCAUAUCUAUCUCUAUUCUGUAGUUUCUGUGUUUUUGGGUGGAAUAUGGAGAGACUUGGAUUUGGAAACAUGUAUGUUCAUAUUGCGACUUUUCUUCUCUUUUGUCUGGCUCCAUUUUGGAUUUUCAAUUUAGCUGCUGUUAAUAUUAAUGACGAAGUUGUCAGGUCGAUAUUGGGCCUUACUGGAGUUUUUCUUUGUGUAUUUGGUUUACUCUAUGGUGGCUUUUGGAGGAUUCAAAUGAGGAAGAGAUUCAAUUUGCCAUCGCACAAUUUCUGUUGGGGUAAACCAGCUGUUGCUGAUUGUGCAUUGUGGCUUUUCUGCUGUUGGUGUACACUUGCUCAGGAAGUUCGAACAGGUAAUUCUUAUGACAUUGUAGAGGAAAAAUUUUACAAGAAGAAAGGAGACGAAAAUACCCAGUUACCAAUGUCUCCAUUACCCCGCGAAGAUGGAGGAGGUUAUCAUGUCAAGUCGGGCUCAAAUUCUCCUCUUGGAAACAGCCCGUCUCCUAACAUCUUGAAAGCAAACUCUCCUAGUCCAAGCAGAUUUUCAAAUGAAUAUUAUAGCCAAAUUACAGUGGCAGAACAACAUUCAAGUAUUGUAGAGGGAAUCAUGAAACCACCUUCUCCAUCAGUGAUUCAAAGAGAUGCCAGUUAGAAGAAUGUAGCUAUUGAAAUGCAGUUGUGACUUGUGAGUUGCAUUGUAAAUUGCCGCUUUCCCAUGUAAUUUAUGUAUAUUUUGAGUUGAUUGUGCAGUAUAGUUAUGUUUAAUUUUUUUUCUGUUCACUGCUGGGAAUAAUGUAGUUUGUUACCACUUGGUUCUUUUAAUUUAAGUUGAUUGAAUUCUCA